AUGGGGAUGUCAUACUUUGGAUGUCAUGUCUGCAUUAGGAAUGCCGCAUUUGUCUUCCGAGGCUCCGGUGUGGAUCUCGCACUGCGGCCGCCUCGCCUUGGCUGGGGAGAACCUCGGUGGGCAGGAUUCAGAGGGACUUUCGGUUUCCCGUUUUCCACACUGAACCCUUCUAACUGGUCUCUGACACUGAUUAUUCAGGGCUGCAAACAGGAAGGAUUUUAUUCACCGUUGAUGCGGCCCCGAGUUGUUCCAAAGCGAGGCAGUGCCCCCAAUGUCUGUGCUGAGGAGAACGCUGCUCUGCCUUCGCAGUGUCCCCCGGUAUCUCCGAAGUCUGUGCAGAGGAGAACUCAGCUCCGCCCUCGCGAUGCUCUCUCGGUCUGUGCUGAGGAGAAGGCAGCUCCGCCCUCGCAAAGGCAGAGCGCCCUUAGCAAAGGCAGAGAGGCGCAGAGCGCCGGCGCAGGCGCGGAGAGGCACAGAGCAGGGCAGGUGGCACCAACAGCGCGUCCCUCAGGCCUCCAGCGCACGCAUUCCAGCGGCCACCCAGACCAUGCUCCGCCGACUGGGCGCCCAAGCUGCAGUCGCCCUCUGUGUGCAGGCAGCAGCUGCCUGGCAACCCCCGAGCCCGCUCGCGCUGCCAGCAUCGCAGAACCAGGGCCAGGUGUCCCAGUGGCUGCGGCCAAGCCAGGCAUUCUGACCGGCGGCGGCGGCUGCACAGGAGCGAGAACUGAGAACCCGCCGCUCAACCACACACGGGGUGACUGCUGAGGGCCCAUACCAACGGCCCCGAUCUCCCUCAGGUGGAGGACUGGGCGGGAGGCACGGCCUGGGGGCCCUCAGGCUGGGCGCGCUGGCGAUCCCGAGGCCGACCAGGCCAUGCACCUCCAGCCUGCCUGGGCACCCAAGCUGCAGCCGCCUUCUGUGUGCAGGCAGCAACCUCCAGGCAACUCCCGAGUCCACCCUCACUUCCCACAUCUCGGAACGAGGGCCAGAUGUCCCUGUGGCUGGGGCCAAGCCAGGCGGUCUGCCCUGCAGCAGCUGCACAGGGACGGGAACUGGCCCUCAGCCCUAUCCCCCGUGGCUGCAGAGGGCCCUUGGCUAGAGGUGUCCAGCUCUGGCAGAGGAGGAGCCGGGAGAGGGCAGGGUCUGGCGGGCUCUCAGGCCAGGGGCACUCGCGAUCCAGAGGCCACCCAGGCCAUGCUCCACCACCUGGGCGCCCAGCUACAGGCGCCAGGCAACUCCCAAGCUGGCUGGCGCGCCCAGCCUCGCAGACCCGGGCCUGGAUGUCGCCGUGGCCGCGGCCAAGCCAGGCGGUCUGCCCGGCGGCGGCUGCACCGGGGCAGGAACCGACCCUCAGCCCCAUCCCCGGUGGCUGCGGACGGCCCCUGGAGCGGCCCCGACCUCUCUUCCGAGGAGAAGAGGGGCGGGAGUCACGGCCAGGCAGGCCCUCAGGUGGGAAGGGAUGUGCGCCUGCGAUUCCGGGACGUACCGCGCCAGCCCAGGAAAACCCGGAAGCCAGCAGCUCCUGUUUCUCUGUGUGAUUCUGUGAGGAACCACCAAAUUGUUUGCCACGGCGAGUGCAUCAUUUUCUAUUCCUAG
Gorilla gorilla gorilla (western lowland gorilla) is the source of this 1596-nucleotide messenger RNA. RefSeq lists its product as uncharacterized. The transcript has 2 exons. The record is from RefSeq and is a predicted model, not a curated record. Lineage: Eukaryota; Metazoa; Chordata; Mammalia; Primates; Hominidae.